Orycteropus afer afer is the source of this 600-nucleotide messenger RNA. It is a transcript of the gene HEBP1, whose product is annotated as heme binding protein 1. NCBI's taxonomy places the organism in Eukaryota, Metazoa, Chordata, Mammalia, Tubulidentata, Orycteropodidae. The record is from RefSeq and is a predicted model, not a curated record.
UCCCUACGUCCGGAGCGUCGCGGCACCAUCAUGUUGGGCAUGAUAAGGAAUUCGCUGUUUGGGAGCGUAGAGACAUGGCCUUGGCAGAUCCUAAGCAAAGGGGCCAAGGAAGACAUCUCCUACGAGGAAAGAGCCUGUGAAGGUGGGAAAUUUGCCACAGUAGAGGUGGUGGAUAAGCCUGUAGAUGAGGCUCUGCGGGAAGCAAUGCCCAAAGUCAUGAAGUAUGUGGGAGGCACCAAUGACAAGGGAAUUGGGAUGGGAAUGACAGUCCCUAUUUCCUUUGCCGUGUUCCCCGGUGAUGGUGGCUCCCUACAGAAGAAACUAAAAGUCUGGUUCCGGAUUCCAAACCAAUUUCAGAGCAACCCUCCAGUUCCCAGUGAUGAAAGUGUUAAGAUCGAGGAGAGGGAAGGCAUCACUGUCUAUUCCAUGCAGUUUGGUGGUUACGCCAAGGAAGCCGACUACAUAGCUCACGCCACCCAGCUGCGCAAUGCCCUAGAGGGUACAGCCACCUACCGGAAUGAUUUCUACUUCUGCACUGGAUAUGACCCUCCCAUGAAGCCCUACGGGCGUCGCAAUGAGGUCUGGCUGGUCAAGACAUGA